Messenger RNA from Verticillium alfalfae VaMs.102, 2613 nucleotides. RefSeq lists its product with no specific name. Bases 1 to 2613 code for a protein of 870 amino acids. NCBI's taxonomy places the organism in Eukaryota, Fungi, Ascomycota, Sordariomycetes, Glomerellales, Plectosphaerellaceae. The transcript is spliced from 3 exons. The record is from RefSeq and is a predicted model, not a curated record.
AUGAGUGAGAAAGAUGAGGACAAGGCUGCCGAGGGCCGUGUCGGAGACGGUUUAGCCAGCAGCUCGUCUCCCGAAAGCCAAAAGCGCUCGCCAGGCCAAUCAAGACGCAAGCCCCUGCCCGGCAUUUUCACGCAACGAGCCCCGAGCUUCUCCAGCCGCGCCACCGGAACGCCUCUUGAGAGCGGGAUCGGCCGGCGAAGCAUGGCCGUCGAUUCUCCGUUUGGCCGGCUUCCCCUAACGGCGGCCAGAGGCACGCCGAGCCAUACGUUCAUGUUCGGCGGCUACAGCGGGCUUGAGGAGAUGCGGGAGGCGCUGGAGCGACAGGCGAGUAUCAUUGACAGGAUGAUUGUCGCCGAAAAGGAGGUCGCUGCCGAGGCCGAAGACGCCAGGAAAGCCCGCAUUGAGGCUGAGCUCGCGGCAGAGGAACUGGAGCGACGGGUGGAAAGCCUGACCAAGCAGCUCAGCAUCAGCAAAAAUGAUCGGACGACUGCCCUUAGCGGAUCAGUCAGCGAGAAGGUGACGUCCACGCAGCGGGAGAAGGCUCUGUGGGAGCAACUUGUGGAGGCAAAUACGAGGGUCUCGAGUCUCGAGGCUAAGGUGUUGGAGUCGAACGAAUCAGCCUGUCGCGCAGAGAAGUUCCUCGGAGAGACCGAGAGCAGGCUGGCAGUGGUUGAGGAACAGCAUGAACGCGACAGGGAAUCUUGGAGAUCAAUGUCGUACAGAAAGAAGUCCUACGCCGAUGAAACCCAGACGCACAUAGGAAAGGGGAAAGAUGGCUCAAGCGAUAGCAAGGCAUCCACAAAGUCCGACUCCACGAAACAGGCAAGCGACUCGGGAGAUGAGAGCAGGAAGAGGCCGCCUCCUUCGACGACUGAUACGUCGUCCAAUUGCCCCAUCUACGAGGAAGAGGAUGUGACAGGUGAAGUGCACCUGGAGACCUCCGGUUCCGAGGACGAUUACCCAGACGACAAGAUAAUGCGCGGCCAUGCACACGUCGGCUGGAGCGAAUCGGUCAGUAUGCCUCGGGCUGACUGGGAAGCCGUGCUGGACGAAUACUCCAGGUUGCAGAAUAUGAAGGAGAUCUUUCAAUUUGGCGCUGCAGCACAAGAUUCACUUCGUGCGGCUGCUGAUGCCGGCCGAGAGAGUGAGUUGCUCGAGAUCAGUGAUCUCGAGGCUAUCUUGGAGGGGAGUUUCGAUACGUGGGCGCAGGAGGAGAACGAACAGGAACAGGAGGCCGACGACUCAAGGCUGACCAAGAGCUCUCAGCAAUCUGAACUUGUUAACAUCGAGAGGGAAAAGUCGACUCUCAGCAAGCAGUUGGCAAGCGCUGGGUCAAUGAUCGAGGGAAUGAAGCGCAGCUCGACCGAGCGUACAGUCAAUGCAGACGCCACCAACAAGCAGUUUCAACAUCUCGACAAGGCCCUCAAAGAAAAACAUCAAAGGCAAGCAGCCCUCAACAGAGCUUAUGAAGAGAAAUUCGGAAAAAAUUGGUUAAGGAGCACGACAUGUGCCAGGAGCAGGCAUCUGCACAGGGAGCAACGACUGGGCAAGCUCAUGACGCAAAUGACCGUUAAGUCAAAGGAAACGGGGACGCAACUCACCAAGCUCACCUCCGAGGCGAACGAGCUUGAGAUUGCGCUUUUCCAGGCUGAAGAUCGAUACGAAGCGGUACAAGAACCGCUCCGAAAACGGCUCCAGCAAAUCAAGCGUGAGCUCGAAGAAGCACAAGAAGCCGUUGCCGCGGCGAUCCAAGACCUCUAUCAUGAGACGCAUCAAUUGCAUGGACACAAGAACGAAAGGGGGAAUGAUGAGGAGAAGGACAGAGAGGGGGUGCUCGACCAGCCACCUGUCAGAAAGCUCAUCAAGUGGGUUAAAAGCCUUGAACACGAGUUAAGGCAGGCCAAGAGGAACCAUGUUGAACUGGAAGUUCGCGUUGGAAGGCUUGAGGCGUGGCAGAAGACAACUGCAACAAGGCUUCAUACCACAAUAGGGGAUCUGAAAGGUGUCAAGCAGGGACAGGACGGCGUCCAGGAGAACUUUGAGGGCGCGCCUGAGGGGCCCAAGACAAACGAGCCGCGGCCGUGGCGGUCCUUGUCAGGCCUGGAAUCGACCCUUCGCAGUAACGGCUCGGCCUGGAGGCGUCUGUUAAGUUUUGUGUGGGCAGGCUUUCUCUAUUUCGGGAUCUUGAUGCAUGACUUGGUUCUGGGAACGAAUCAGCGACUGGCGACAUGGUCCAAGAAGAUAUCUCCGACGGAGCUGAUGCAGAGGGGACGACCAUUUCGGUGGCCGCAGCUUCAAGCAAGCGACCUGGUCGUUGUGCUAUUCCAUGUGACUGUAUGGGCCGUCAUUCUCAAAGCAAUUUUGACAUGGUGGGCGCUGAAGGAGCAGCAGGACAUGUGGCUCAGAGCAAACGGCCUGACGAGGGCGUACUACCACGAUAUGACUGGAUGCGAUCCCAUUAUGGUGGAUGAGCGAUUCUUCAGCGACGGGUUCCGCAUGGUCAACCAAGGGCUUGCAGCUAUUCCACGAUGGCUGCUGCUGAUGUUUGACGCUGCGAGAUGGGGUUUGGAGGCAUGUCUCGGUGUGAGGAGAAUAUCGGCGUGCUUGGGAUAG